Protopolystoma xenopodis is the source of this 336-nucleotide messenger RNA. The record is from the annotation of a GenBank genome assembly. NCBI's taxonomy places the organism in Eukaryota, Metazoa, Platyhelminthes, Monogenea, Polystomatidea, Polystomatidae.
AUGUCUCGUGGAAUGCGUCAACCUGGAAGUCGCCUGAAGAUGAAUAGGGAUCAGCAGUUAUCUUCCGGUGGGAUCGAGCCACCAACCUCUUUAUCCUCCAAUUUCACACAACAAUAUAGCAGACGACUUUGGACAAAGUGCCUCCAACUAGGUGGCAUUGACAACACAAGUAAGUCGCGACAACGAGGUGAUACAGCCAACAACAUCUUCGUCGUCAAAGUGGUAAUGGCGCCAAGUUGUGCGCCAUCUUCUAUUGCCAUUGCCAUGGUGAGUAACUUCUCGAGUAUGACGGAUAGGGUGGCCGGGAUCGAGGAGGAAGGGAUGGAAAGACAUUAA